AUGAAGAGUGUUGCUGCUCAAAACGGCGUGGUGUUUUCGAUGAUUGUCGUAGUUAUAAUUGGUAUAUUCAUAUUUCUAUCCAGUGGAACCUACUCUUGUUUAUUACAUAAGCAGUUUACAAUAAACGGUAUUGGAGUGACAAAUGGAGAAUCGGUGAACUUACAGAGAACAUUAAAUUAUUCAACACACAUUAAUCACGUCGAAAUUGAAACAUCGAAUGUUUCUACAUCCUCAGAUGAUAAACAGAACGGAUCGCGACCUCUGCACCUUCCUAACACUGCAGAAAAACAUGUGCGUAUAUUAGUAACAGCCAGAAUGCAAACCGGAUCUAAAGCAAUUGCUGAAUAUUUCGGAAGCCGUUCGGAUUUUUUCUAUGCAUACGAACCAGGGCAUAUGAUAAUGUGGUAUGUAUUUAAUACUGGUGUCAAAAACGACAGAGGCUUCCACCUCGGCAAAAUCCAAACGAAGCUCCGCGAUUUCCUACAUGAUAUUUUUCAUUGUAGUUUCGCCAACCAUCCUUACUUCACACAAGCAAUGAACGAACAUGUAUUCCACAAGAUACGCGGGCAUCUAGACUAUCUUCCCAGUCCUAUAACUGAGAAAACACUCACGUCAAUUUGCCUAUCGAAGCAGCACAUCAUAUCGAAGGUUGUCCGACUAACCAAUCUCCUCCCAUUCAUACCCAGGCUGCAAAACGAUAAUGUUAAGGUGUUGUUUUUAGCUCGCGAUCCACGUGGUAUGGUGAGUUCAAGAUAUAGAAUGAUAUACCCGGGUAACGCAGCGUCUGGAAACACGUCUAACAUUGUACGAUUACAACCCAAACUGAAACUGUAUGUAGAAGCUCACUGCAAAUGGCUUGAAGAUAACUAUAACGCCAUAACAACCGGUCCUGUUUGGCUACGAGAAAACUCCAUGUUAGUUCGCUUUGAAGACAUGGCUAUGCAUCCAGAUAUAGUCGUACCCAUUAUGUAUAAAUUUGUUGGGUUGAAGGACAAAAAACCUGCGGAUGGAUAUACUGAAUAUAGUAAUUCGGUUUUCAAAUGGCGCGAUCGUUUCACUUUUAGAGAAGUUGAGAUUAUUCAAAAUGUAUGCUCCGAUCGCGUAUACAACAUCUUCGGAUGGGAAAAAGUUCGCAACCAGCGGGAAUUCGAGGAUAAGAGCCGAACAUUUGUACUUCCAAUGCCAAAAAUAUUAACGUGA
This is a messenger RNA of Saccoglossus kowalevskii, 1200 nucleotides long. Its product is annotated as carbohydrate sulfotransferase 3-like. Gene Ontology annotation, biological process: sulfur compound metabolic process; N-acetylglucosamine metabolic process. Gene Ontology annotation, molecular function: N-acetylglucosamine 6-O-sulfotransferase activity. Lineage: Eukaryota; Metazoa; Hemichordata; Enteropneusta; Harrimaniidae. The record is from RefSeq and is a predicted model, not a curated record.